This is a messenger RNA of Macrobrachium nipponense, 8153 nucleotides long. RefSeq names its product POU domain, class 6, transcription factor 2-like. The transcript has 16 exons. NCBI's taxonomy places the organism in Eukaryota, Metazoa, Arthropoda, Malacostraca, Decapoda, Palaemonidae. The record is from RefSeq and is a predicted model, not a curated record. Bases 756 to 3677 code for a protein of 973 amino acids. Gene Ontology annotation, biological process: regulation of transcription by RNA polymerase II. Gene Ontology annotation, molecular function: RNA polymerase II cis-regulatory region sequence-specific DNA binding; DNA-binding transcription factor activity, RNA polymerase II-specific.
GGUGUUGGUGGGCGUCCUCGUGGUGUGACGGGGUAGGAGAGUGAGAGGGAGAGAGAGAGUGAGGGAAAGAGAGAGAGAGAGCUCGAAACAGAGAGGGAUCGUAUGUGUGUGUGCGUGUGAGAGAGAGAGAGCGCGAGGGAGAGAGAGAGAGAGAGUGAGGGGCGGGCGUGUCUUGGAGAGCAUCUGGCAGGUCAGGAGCGCCGCCCCCUUGGCUGGCUGGGUGGCUGGUGGAGGCUGGCCGAAGUGACGUCACGGUGCCCGCGCAGGGGCCAGCCAUAUCGCGCCGGACACUGUGGCGCGACUGGCAGCAGCAGCCGCCGCCACCUCCACGCUCGCACACCCAACUCGCUCAUUUUCAUAUUCGAUUUGUGCCGCGUGUGUUUAAACUGGUCCCGCGCCCCCAUCACUCAGACCACGGUGGCCAGUCUUCAACACCGCCCGGAUCCGCUCUCUCUUUCUCUCUCCCACGUGGUGGUGACCCUCCAACAACAUCAACAACAACAACAACAACAAACCCUCUCCAACGCUCCUCCAGCACUAGUACUACUACUACUACUACUACCACUACUACUACUCUCCUCCUCCGCCGCUGGUGGUGCUACUGCCCCCAAGUAGUGGUAGCAGCAGCAGCAGCUCCUCCGUCAGUAGCGGAGCGGCCUCGAUCUCCUCCUCCUCCUCCUCCGCCUGUGGUGGUCUCCGCGCGGGUUGGAGAGCAGUGGCCGACGGGUCCCUUCCACGGUCUGGCGGAUGUGACCAUGUUGUCAGCGAUGGAGACGGCAGUCAAGUGCGAGGUGGACCUACCACUUAAUCUUAAAACUCAUUUUGAUCCUCGCGGUGCACUUGUAAGUCCGGAGCCCCCUCCGGCGUCCUUCGGCUCUUCCCCACAGCCCCAGUCGCCGCCCCUGUCGCAGGUGCCGGAGCACCUGCUGAUGGCCGUCAACAGCAUCACCAGCGUCGCCUCUGGUCUGGCGGCCACUUCAAACAUCGUCAACAACACCAGCACCACCAACACUCCACCCUCCACCACCACCGUGAAUGGUGGAGGUGGAGGCGGGGGCAGCUGCGGAGGUAUGUCUAGCCCCCACGGGGAGGCCCCGACGCCCCCAGCCCACUCCGCCCACACCGUCACAAGUUGCGGGGGUCAUAUGGGCUGUCACAACGCUGGGGUGACUUGUAACGCCACUCACACCCCUUGUAAUGUCAGUCACGCCCCCUGCAGCGCCGGGCAUCACACCCCGACGCCCGCCCCUCACACCUGUCCUCUGGCGCAACAGCAGCAGCAGCAGCAGCAGCAGCAGCAACAGCAACAGCAACAGCAACAACAACAACAGCAGCAGCAACAACAGCAACAACAGCAGCAGCCACAACAGCAACAACCACAGCAGCAGCAACAGGCCCCUCCACCGCCGCCACAGCAGCAGCAACAGCCGCCGCCGCCCCAACCACAGCAGCAACAGCAGCAGCAGCAGCAGCAACAACAGCAGCAGCAGCAGUCGCAACAGCAGCCACAGCAACAGCAACAACAACAGCAGCAACAGCAGCAGCAGCAGCAUAGCUACAGCACUCCUGACAACACCCCUACCAACACCCCAGGGUUUAACGAGCACAGCGGGCAUCCCGCGCAGUCUCCGUUCUCAGCAGCCAAUGGGGUGUUUCCGAGGAAGAGUCCUCCAAUCAGCACCCAGAAUCCAAACCAUAUGACCAGUCACGUGACAACACUGCCCUCGUCCAUUGGCCGCCUGACUCUAGGACUGGCCAGUCACUAUGCUCCUUCUCCAAUUCCUGAACAUGAAGAAAUACAAUCACCCGUUAGUUCAGAACUGAUCAGAAGAUUGCAGACCGGUGGCGUCUCUCCUCCGCCCUCCCCCCCACCAGCCGCCUCGCCCGCCCCCUCCAUGGCCCCCGGCCACGGAAGCUCCAGUCCAGGCCUGGGAGGCCUAGCAGGCCUACACCACGCCUUACACGGCUUACACAACCUUCACAAUUUACACAACCUCCAGAACUUCCACAACCUACAACAGAACUUACAGACCCAAAUGGCUGCUUUGGCCGGCCUGCAGGGCGGCCUAGGGGUGCCCAGCGUCAGCUCCCUCCUCCACCCCCACCUGGCGGCGGCGGCGGCGGCCCAGCAGCACCCAGGUGAGAGAGAGAGACAUCAAGACAUCAAGAACUGCUGUGAUGAAUGCAGGAUUCCAUCGCAGCAAGCUGCUACAGCCGCGGCAGCAGCAGCAGCCGCAGCCCCUCCGCCUACCAACAUCAACACCGGCAACAACGGCGCCGGAAACAGCAACAAUAACGCCGCAAAUGUCCCCCAGAUGGUGCUGACAUCCGGUCAUGUCACACAGGGCGUGCAGGGCGCCCAGCUUCUCGUACCGACGUCACAGGGUAUCGCUGUGCAGCCCAUCCUAACCAUUCCCCUGGGACAGCCAGGAGUAGGGAGUUCCUCUCUCAUGAACCCAUUAGUUCCCCUACACCAUCUGCACCAACCUUCUCCGCAUCACCAACACACAGACCAACAACAACAACAACAACAACAACAACAACAACAUCAACAACAACAACAACACCAUCACCACCAUCAUCACCACGUUACACGAAGCGGUGGCCCGAGUCAAGUGUGCGAAGCGAACGAUGCGAACGAAGCCUCGUCGGAACACAAUGAAUCCAAAAGUUUUCCGUUCCGGUUACCAUGGCGAACUUUGAGUUCCGCCGCCUCUUCGCCACUGCCCCCCUCCACUUCUUCGAAUUCUUCGUCCUCCUCGUCCUGCUCAUCCACUUCUGCGGCUCCGCAUCCACUGCUAGGACUGGCUGGCCUCCCCCCUUCUCUCUUCCACCAUGCUCACAAUAACAAUAAUAACAAUAAUAGUAAUAACAACAACAAUAACAACAACAUGGGCAGUCCGGAUAGCAAACCCAAGUUGCCCCUGCCUUUAUCUUCUCCUGUGACUGAUGCGAUAGGAAGCUUAGGUGCCCGCAUGGGAGGCCACUACCCUGGGCCCCCACCUCCUCCCCCUACAGCACGGUACUCUCCAGACUUCUUGGACAAUCAUAACCAGCCAACAAUCAGCCAGUCUACUGGAAAUUUGGUAGACGGUGUAAAUCUAGAUGAAAUAAAGGAAUUUGCUAAGGCCUUUAAAAUCCGCAGACUGUCCAUGGGUCUGACACAGACCCAAGUUGGACAGGCCCUUAGCAUUACAGAAGGCCCAGCUUAUUCCCAAUCAGCCAUCUGCAGGUUUGAAAAACUAGACAUCACGCCAAAAAGUGCACAAAAGAUCAAGCCAGUUCUAGAGCGAUGGAUGCAGGAAGCGGAGGACAGAUAUAAGAAUGGCCAGCACACACUGACAGAAUUCAUGGGUUCAGAGCCAUCAAAGAAGAGGAAGAGGCGCACCAGUUUUACCCCUCAAGCUCUGGAAGUCCUGAACUCUCAUUUUGAGAGGAAUACUCAUCCAUCUGGUGCCGAGAUUACAGCUUUAGCGGAACAACUAGGCUAUGAAAGAGAAGUGGUUCGGAUCUGGUUCUGCAAUAAAAGGCAGGCGCUCAAGAACACCGUCCGAAUGAUGGCAAAGACUAAUCCUAACCAGCAGCCACCACCCCCUCCACCACCACAACACCCACCAUUAACCCACCCACCCACCCACCCUUCCCUUAAUCCGUCACCCCACCCUACUAUGAAUUGAAUGUUCUCAUGUGGUUGUCUGGUGUAAGAUGAAGCUCAUGUGGUGCAAAAUAUCUCCAGUAGCCACAUAUUGUUUAGAGAGAUAGCUUAUGAAAAACAGAGCCUUCAUGAUAUGUCUCACUGAAAAAGACAAUUCAAUCCUUCCUUUAUCUCACCAUUCACCACACUCUGUCUUUAAUGAACUGAUGUACUGAACUAUGUGAUAAUCUAUCUUUUUAUCUGAUGUUAGGCUACAAAAGAGGCUUUAUGGUGUUAGAAAAGCUAUUAAGAUCGGCUUUUGAUAAUAGCCUAUGAAAGUGACAGAAUAUUAUUAAAAAUGUGGCUUCUUAUGCAAAGCCCACAAACCCUUGAUCAGUAGCUAGUGUGUGACAGUGAUGAAGAUUUCUAAGUUUAAAAAGUGUAGGUUGCUUAGGUGUCUUAAGGUUUCUAAAGUGAUACAUAAGAGAAGUGGAAUUACUAGAACGCACCCAUUCCUUUCAGUCCACAGCCUUUUUGUGUGUGUAGGUCUGGAAUUAUGUUGGAGGUGAAGGCUUCUUCCAGUUCUGUGCUUCUGAAUUGAAAAGCACAUGUAACUUAGGAAGGGUCUUAAGGGGUUAGUGCAAAAGUUUCCUAUUUCUCACAGUAAUAGGAGAUGAAUGUGUUUGCCUUCACUGCGCGAUGAAAGAAAAUAACGUUCCUAGAAACACAUUACCCAAAUCGUGGAGGUGUGUGUUUUAAGAGUUAAAAUGCCAUCAGUUUAAGAUAGAAAUGGUGUGAAUGUAAAAUACAUUUUGUUUUAGUGUUUCCUGUGAAAAGGAUUAUUGUGAAGUAUGUGUGUGCUUUACAGAGAUAUAUAGAAGGUCACUUCUGAAAUAUUGCUCGAUUUACAGUCAUGAUUGACAUGGAUCUCUUGCAUUCCUAAAUGUGGUAGGUAGAGCUUGAAGCAGUUGCUUGCAUUUCAAGUUCAAAUUAUGUAUUAAUAAUAAAAUGAUGUACGUUGCAUCAUUUGAAAGACGGUUAUGUUAUACUGUGAAGUGUAACAGUUAUUACUGACACAGUGUGUUAAUCGUAGGAUAUUUAUUCGUCUUUGAGAAAAUCUUUGUCGUUAAUAAUACUUAAGCUUUUGAAAUACUUGCUGUAUCCAUAAACUAUUGAUAAACAAUGAGGUUGCCAUCAUGAACUGCCCCAGGGUCCCUGACCUUGCUAAGUCAUAUCAUAUAGCGUCUAUGCCGCUCUAGCCCCUGGUUAUCUGUGCUAUUUGUAUCUGUGUACUGUAAUGUAGGAGAGAAACUAAGUUGAUCUACGUGCCCAGUUGGCUCGUUCUGGCCGCCAUUGUCUUAGCAAAAGCAGAAACUCCUGUGCCAUUAUGUAUAUGCAUUAUGUUUUAAUCUACUGAGGUGGCAGCUGAGAUUAAUUUCUAAUGUUGAUAGGACCACUACAGUGACUACUACAGUUCAGUGUUAUGUUUCUUUACUAAUGUUUCUUCAGCAAGUACAAUGACUUUCAGAAAUGUUUGACGCAUAUCAUGUUGAUGCUGAAGUGGUCCUCAUCCUAACUCUAUUCGUCCUGUUGGGGUCACGCCAUGUACUAAAGAAGAAAUAAAUAAAUAAAUGACAUGCGGUAGCACCCUUGACGAGUGGGGUCUUUAAUCAUUAUUUUGUUUGUUACUACAUAUAUAUUUAACACAAGAACUUAUUACUGGUAAAAAGUUAUUAAUUUACAAUAAGUUUUAUUGUUUGUUUAUUGUCACUUUUUAAUUUUUUAUAGUUUGUAUAUUCAUACAGAUUGGAAGUUGUUUGUACGUAGUACUAAAUAUAUCAGAUAUUCAGUAUAAUUUUCAAAAUUAUAUAUAUUAUGUUCAAAUAUGUAUCUUAUGUAAAUAUCUGAAAUAGCUCAAUAGUCACUGAAUGAUAUACGUAUUCUUUUGAGAUUCUCCAAAUCGGAACACUUUUUCAAUACAGUACUGUAUUUAGUUUGUAGACAAUGCUCGAGUGCAUUUUACAAUAUUCUUACGAAUGGAGUUGAGCAUAACCUAGUCAUUUCCAGUGAAAUAAUUUAUACACAGCAGUUCAUAGCCAUCAGAUACUGUAUUAGUUCAUGUCUCAUCAAGCAGUUUGUUUCAAAACUUCAUUUCUUUUAUAUUUUAGAUACUAAAUAAUCCACGUGUGCUCUUAAAAUAAAGUAUACACGAAGUGUCCAGUAUAUUUCCUGAUUAGACUGCAGUCUACUGAUUUAUGGACUUAGUUUAUUUUUGCUUAUCUAUUUUUUCGUUCUUAUUCUGUGAUAUUUAUUUUGUGCCAAUAGUUGAAGUGGUGAGGCAAUGUGCCGCUUUGGACAGUUCUAAAAUAUUCCAGCCUAGUAGCUGCUGCUUGUGUGUACUGUGUAGCCGAGAUGAGGUCCCCAGUGACCUGUUUAUGCAUCUAAUACUGUACAGUUGAUGUAGGUAUAUGUACUUUCCUUUAUGUCCAAGACAUAAUGCUGCAUUUGCUAAUCAAAAUGAAGCUACUUCUACCAAUGUGGCAUAAGGUAUCUAUGAGUGAUGUGGUAACUUUUUUUUUUAUAUAAAUAUAUAUUUACCACUGAUAUAUAGACUAACCACUGAUACAUUGAGCCCAUCCCUGGGGUUACACUAACUCUCCUGUUGUGAUGUAAUGAUUCUUUAUUGUACUAAAGUUUAUCUGAUCUCCUGUUGUGGUAUGCUGAUCUUAAUAAACAAUCUGUCACAUUAGGUCAUCUAGUCUGGCUGAGUUUAUCUCCCAUUCUGAUAAAAAUGUAUUGCCAUAGAUUCAACAUGAUACCCUAAAACUAGAUGGGUAUUACCUACUGUUAAAAGUAAGUGCAGCUUAACAAUAUUAUUAGUAACAUGGUGCAUUUUACAGUAUGAUAGAUAUUUUAAAGUUUGUUACAAGUGUACAAUUUCAUAUCUGAUAUAGGUUUACAGUCACCUGCUUGAUAUACUGAUAACUGGAGUUUAAGUGAGUGGUCUUGUGCACCUGAGACAGUAGAAUAAUUUUACAUUAGCAUUAUAAGUCACAAGUGGUGUGUUGAUGAAAGAUUUAGUUGUUUUUGAUCCCCAAGUGAUAUUUUUUACAAAAAAACUUAUCAAAGAAUAAAUAAAAAAGUGCCCUGCCCCAUUAAUGUUGCCUUGAGCUAAUUAGUGUAACAAUAACAUGCAACAAGUUGAGAGAGAAAAAGAAACCGGGCAUAAUGAUGUCCGGUUAUUGAAUUUUAAAAAAUUAUCUUUUUUCCUGAUACAGCAACUAAAGAAUUCAACUUGCCGAGGUGCAGUGCUUAUUACUUGUAAUGUACCUAUAUUUCCUUAAAAAAAAAAUGUCCAGCAAUUUGUAGAAUGAAUAGCUUUAAGGUUUUGAGUUUGUACACUCAGUAUGUAACAUGAGACUUUUAGGUGUAUAUUGUUAACUGUAUGACUUAUGAUUGAUUAUUUAUAACACUAUCAUUAUGGGAAGAUGAAUUUGCCUGACUAGUGUGUGCGUCUAAGCACUGAUUUGAUAAGAAACAUUUUUCCUUUUGAACAACACGAAGAAUCACUAAGCUAACCUAUUAAGGAAGAAGUGGCUUCGCUUCACUGAUAUGGAAGUUACAAACUUCCAAAAAUUGUACAAAUAUUUGUAAGGUUAACAAAAAAAAUAACAUACUCCAGUACUGCUUUGCUGAAACCACCACUAAGUCAGACUCCAUACUAGGUAUGUAUUCAAAAUUAUGGAUGUCAACACCUAUUUCUUAACUGAUGUAGUUGACUAGAUUGUGAUAAAUGCUUAGCAGGACUGGAAUUUGCAGAAAUACUCACGGUUCCCAGAUUAACAUGUUUUGGUUGACAUUGUUGACAUAAAUAUCCGUAUCAUAACACCCCUGUGAUGGUAACCCUACAGUACUCUAAUGCUGCUGUUUAUAUAACUUGUACAACUGUUCUGUUCUAGCAAUGAUGUGUGGUCAAACAUUAUUCUGGCAGUAAUUACAAUUACUUUUAAGUUCUACCUUAGUGUGUUGAUAUAUCAAUAGAUUUAGGAGUACCAUGUUCUGUAUAUUCCCAUCCCUUUUUGACAAUAAACUUGUGAUUGCUACAAAAAUAAAAUUUUCCAAUAUUUUUGCCACCUUUUAAACCAAGACAAUAAUGAUAUCUCUUUUGAUUUGUAUUUUGACAUCUCUGACAAUUCUAUAUGGAGAGAACAGUUGCAUCUGUGAGUAUAAAAUGACAAGUUCCUAACAUCACAAAGUAAGUGCCCAUUGGAUCUGCUUUGGAGCUCUCCCAGAAUCAGACACAGAGGUUCCUUUAGAGAGUUGCCUUUGAUGAUAUUUUGCCAACUAAAAAGGGUGAUAAUGGUUAUGUUUUUAGUCUGAUGUGUAAACUAAUAUAUUUGAUAAGAUUAACUCCGAAUAGGAUCUCGCAUGGGCACUAUAAAACCAUCUUCUUAUGGAAAUGUGUGUAUGUAUCUCUUCCAAUUUUAAAUUUGCGUAAUAAAACAUCGACUCCUUUCUC